AUGAACGAAGAGAACGAAGAAAAUCUUAAAAUAAAUAUAUCUGAUGCGCAAUGUCUACCCCGUAGACCAUGCACAUCACCAUGCUACUACGACGAAUUAAACCUUCUAAUAACGUUAGCUCGUGCUCUUGAAGAAAACGAAUAUUCGAAACCAACAUGCAAAAAUGGCGUAGAUGUUGAAGAAAUAAUUAUAAAAUUAAUCAAUGCUCUCGUAUACACAACAGUUAGCAGCGCUGGCAACGGAGGGAGUUGCUACAAAAAUAAUGAUAAAAACGGCUGUUGUGGUUACAGCGGCAACAACUAUAAUUCUGGUGAAGGACUCAUUAACUUAGACUUGCUUAACCAGAAUGACCCCAACAACAUACUAGAUCUAGAUCUUGGUAAUCAAAAUCUUCUAGGUAUUGGUUUGGGUAACAAAAAUUAA
This is a messenger RNA of Parnassius apollo (apollo), 423 nucleotides long. The record is from the annotation of a GenBank genome assembly. NCBI's taxonomy places the organism in Eukaryota, Metazoa, Arthropoda, Insecta, Lepidoptera, Papilionidae.